Lolium rigidum is the source of this 1879-nucleotide messenger RNA. RefSeq names its product ATP-sulfurylase 3, chloroplastic-like. Gene Ontology annotation, molecular function: sulfate adenylyltransferase (ATP) activity; adenylylsulfate kinase activity. Lineage: Eukaryota; Viridiplantae; Streptophyta; Magnoliopsida; Poales; Poaceae. The transcript has 5 exons. The record is from RefSeq and is a predicted model, not a curated record. The coding region runs from base 138 to 1592 and encodes 484 amino acids. Gene Ontology annotation, biological process: sulfate assimilation.
UCUCGCCAGGCCCAACGAAACAAAGGCCAAGACGUUUGUUUCUGCGCCUCCCCGACGAAGACCCGUGCUGGUAUAAGUAGUUGGCCGGGGCCGGAGCUGGACGGAGACCAAAUCGACGACAACCACCAGCUGCAGCCAUGGCGACGCAGGCCGCCUUCGUCGUCAAAUUCCCGCAGCAGCAGCUGGCGCGGCCUGGCCGGGUCCAUGGCCGGCCGGUGCCGCCGGCGCGGGUCGGGAUUGCGGUGCGCAGGGGAUCGCCCGGCAACAGUGCCGUCGCCGUCGCGGCGUCGCCGGCGGCGCCCCGCGGCGUGCGGUGCCGCGCCGGCGGCCUGAUCGAGCCCGACGGGGGCACGCUGGUGGAGCUGGUGGCGCCCGAGGAGGGCGGCCGGCGCGCGGCGCUGCGGCGCGAGGCGGCGGCGCUGCCGCACCGGGUGCGCCUCGGCCGCGUCGACACCGAGUGGGUGCACGUGCUCAGCGAGGGCUGGGCGUCCCCGCUGCGGGGCUUCAUGCGCGAGACCGAGUUCCUCCAAGCACUUCAUUUCAACGCCGUCCGCGGCGGCGACGGCGCCAUGGUCAACAUGUCCGUGCCCAUCGUCCUCGCCGUCGACGACGCGCAGCGCCGCGCCAUCCUGGCGUCCGGCGCCACCAGCGUCGCGCUCGUCGACGACCACGACCGCCCCGUCGCUGUCCUCAGCGAUAUUGAGAUAUACAAGCAUAACAAGGAAGAAAGAAUUGCACGGACUUGGGGAACAACUGCACCGGGACUGCCGUAUGUAGAGGAGGCGAUCACAAAUGCUGGUGAUUGGUUGAUUGGUGGAGAUUUGGAGGUCAUUGAACCAAUCAAGUAUAAUGAUGGUCUUGAUCAGUAUCGCCUGUCUCCAGCACAGCUACGUGAAGAAUUUGCCAGGCGCAAUGCUGAUGCAGUAUUUGCUUUUCAACUCCGUAACCCUGUGCACAAUGGGCAUGCUUUGCUCAUGACUGAUACACGCAGGCGCCUUCUUGAUAUGGGCUACAAAAACCCUGUUCUUCUUCUCCAUCCAUUGGGAGGCUUCACAAAAGCUGACGAUGUGCCUCUUAGUGUGAGAAUGAAGCAGCAUGAGAAGGUUCUUGAGGAAGGUGUCCUAAACCCAGAAUCAACUGUGGUUGCAAUCUUCCCAUCUCCAAUGCAUUAUGCUGGGCCAACUGAGGUGCAAUGGCAUGCCAAGGCUCGUAUCAAUGCUGGUGCAAACUUCUAUAUUGUUGGAAGAGAUCCUGCUGGUAUGGGUCACCCAAUGGAAAAGAGGGACCUUUAUGAUGCUGAUCAUGGGAAAAAAGUAUUGAGUAUGGCUCCUGGGCUUGAGAGGCUGAAUAUUCUUCCUUUCAAGGUGGCUGCAUAUGACAGAAAAUACAACAAAAUGAAUUUCUUCGACCCAUCAAGGAAAGAAGACUUCCUGUUCAUCUCUGGCACAAAGAUGCGUGGUCUUGCCAAGAACCGUGAGAGUCCACCAGAUGGUUUUAUGUGCCCAGGUGGCUGGAAAGUCCUCGUCGAGUACUACGACAGCUUGACCCCACCAGAAGGCAGCCCCAAACUGCGAGAGGCAGUUGCGGCGUAGAAGCUGAAAGAUGCUUCAGAUAAUGAAUAUGUGUGUUCCUGGUAUUAUGUACGGUUCUUUGCGACUAAGAACCGAUGUUAUAUGGCGGUAUACAUAUAUUGGUGGUAGGACUUGACAUUUGGGCAUGAUUCCCAACUGUCCCUUGUGGUUUGUACUGCAUACUAUCUGCUAGCAGUGUUGUCCCCUGGAGCCCAUCAUGUGCUUGUGGUGCCAAUAAGGAUGGGUUUUGUAUCCUCUUGCCAGAUUUGUACAUAACUACAUAUAAAGUAUGGGUGGUAUUUUAUCUA